AUGAGUGUCCAGGAUUUGUCUGCAGGACUGCAGAAAGCUACAUGCCCUGUUGAGCAAAGGCUAGCCACGAAACAAUGUUGGCUUGUUGGUGAUGCGGAGGCAACUACUUUAACAAUGGGGAAGGAAGGUCCAUUGUUGCACCCACAUGGAAGGUGGGCUAAUGGCAUAGCUAAGGCUGGGCUUAUGGGGGCUGUGGCGGCGCCUCUCUCUCCCGAUCUCACCUCAGAAAUUUUGGUGACAGCAUCUGUGUCGCUCCUUCAUCGCUCUCACGAUCUCUCGUCUGCCAGGACUUGGAUAAAAGUCUGUUGUGACUACAAUGUGGUGGCGAUUAUGGAUGAAUCUGACUCAGUGCUAGCGGUGAUAGACUUGCUGCUGUUUUGGUGGGAUUGA
This is a messenger RNA of Prunus armeniaca (apricot), 390 nucleotides long. The record is from the annotation of a GenBank genome assembly. Lineage: Eukaryota; Viridiplantae; Streptophyta; Magnoliopsida; Rosales; Rosaceae.